AUGGGUGACAACGUUCAGACCGAAACGAUCCAGCACGAUGUCCCCGCGCCUGUUGCGUCCGUCUCUCUCAAGGAGCGGCUGGAGACUCUGAUCGCGAGCUCGCAGGCGCUCAUCAAGCAGCUAGACGAGCACAAGAUUGCCGACCCGACCUUUGCCCGGGACUCGCAGGAGGAUUAUGCCUCCCUGCCGCCAGAGGCUGUGAUGCAGCGAUAUCAGCUGCUUGAUGUACUGAAUGAUGUGUCGUACCUCGUCCAUGGGCCGUCGUCGAGCAUCCUUGACGAAGCGCAAAACGCCAUGGCCGACUCGGCGACCCUCAACAUACUCAACUACUUCAACUUCUGGGACGCCGUGCCCCUGGAAGGCUCCGCCUCAUACGCCGAGAUCGCCAUGUCGGUCCAACUGCCGCAGGAGGCUGUUGAGACGAUACUUCCCUACGCCUUCUGCAACCGGCUCUUCGAGCUUGAGACCCCGGGGACGGCCGACUCACGCGUUCGCCACACCUCCCGCUCCGCUGCCUUCAUCAAGGAGAAGUCGUUGCGCGUGCUCGUCGGCCUUACCAUCGACGGCCUGGCCGGCCCCCUCGCAAUUCUCAACCGCUCUCUCGAAAAGAACUUCCUCGGCAAGAAGGAACUGUCAAACGAUAUUUCCGAUACGCCCUUUGGAAUGCUUUACAACCAAGGAGGUGCCCUUGGCCAGUACAAGGACUACUACGACUUCCUCGACCGUGAAGGCGAGGGCGAGCGAAAGGGCUGGCGCCAACGCGACAUGGUCGAGUCGCUGCGCCUUGCCAAGGAGAAGUGGGAUGCCGAGGGUGCGCUGAUCAAGGCGAUCGACUGGGCCGGUGCCGGAAAAGCUACCGUUGUUGAUGUUGGUGGCUCUGGUGGUCAUGAUGACAUCCCCCUAGCCGAAAAGUUUCCCGAUCUCAGCAUCGUCGUCCAGGACUUGCCCAGCUGCGAGGCCAAAUUCAACGACGGCUACAUAUCCGACGAGCUGAAGAAGCGCAUCUCUUUUGUCGCCCACGACUUCUUUACCCCCCAGCCCAUCCAGGCUGAUAUCUACCUCUUCAAAUGGGUCUUUUAUGACUGGCCCAACAAGGAUAUUUCAAGGAUCGUCAAGGCCCUUGUCCCAGCGCUGCGGCCUGGCGCCCGGGUUCUCGUUCUCGACCUUAUGGUUGAUGUGACGCCCGAGGCGGCUGCUGUCACCCCCCGCUCGCUGCUGAAGUACAGCAACGUCAUCAGUCUCAAGACCUUGUCGCUCUUUGGCCACACCAAGCAAGCGGCCAAGAAGAUGACGGAAAUCUUCAAGGAAGCCGAUGCCCGCUUCGACAUUGUCCGGGACGACAUCGAGGGUAACUUUGUUACAUUUGAGGCUGUCUGGAGAGGAUAA
Messenger RNA from Drechmeria coniospora, 1386 nucleotides. RefSeq lists its product as uncharacterized. The record is from RefSeq and is a predicted model, not a curated record. NCBI's taxonomy places the organism in Eukaryota, Fungi, Ascomycota, Sordariomycetes, Hypocreales, Ophiocordycipitaceae. The transcript is spliced from 3 exons. Bases 1 to 1386 code for a protein of 461 amino acids. Gene Ontology annotation, molecular function: O-methyltransferase activity.